AUGCAGUCCCGUCUGCUGGUCAGGUCGCGCAAAGUACUGUUACUCCUCGUAAGAUCAUUCCUGUUGAUGAAUAUAUUCAAGCGACUGAUGUCGUCGACCCCAGCCUCCGGCAAGCUCAACCCUCGCAACUUCCCCAGGCCACCACUCUGCGAGCGGACACCCCGGCACCUCGAGAUCAAAUGGGGAGGUCAAACGAUAGCUGAAACGAAGGAAGCCUACUGGGUCCUCGAAACGUAUCAUCCGCCGACAUACUACCUCCCUCCGUCAUCCCUCAAGAUCCCACUCUCGAAGAACAGCCACGGCUCGUACUGUGAAUGGAAGGGUCGGGCAUCAUACUACGACGCAACGAACCCGAGCACAAGUGAAGUGGUGAAGAACCGUAUCUGGUCGUACGAUGAUCCGACGGGUGGCUUUCAAGAGAUCAAGGAUUACUUGAGCUUCUAUGCCGGGCCUUGGGACUGCUAUGUAGACGGCGAGCUGGUUAUACCGCAGCCGGGAGACUUUUAUGGUGGAUGGACAAGUUCAGAUGUCGAUACAAGCCAUGUGAAAGGGGCGCCGGGGACGCGGCAUUGGUAG
Molecule: messenger RNA, 576 nt
Organism: Fulvia fulva
Lineage: Eukaryota; Fungi; Ascomycota; Dothideomycetes; Mycosphaerellales; Mycosphaerellaceae
Exons: 1
Coding region: 1-576 (191 amino acids)
Source: RefSeq, a predicted model, not a curated record